AUGGCAUCAUCUCAUGCAUCAACAAUCUCAAUUAUUGAAGUACCCACCGUCGACGAAGUACUUUGGUUCCUACCAAUGGCACAGAGAAAGACUCAAGAAAAUAUCGAUACACUCGCAAAGUUCAUAGCAAGUGCUCUUCUGGAAGAAGAAGAUUCUCGUUCUACAAUUGUAUUGCAUAGGUCCUUCCCUGAAGAACGCCAAAGACAACAUAAACACCUUAUAUAUUCCAUGGCGAGAUUACUCGUUGAAAUGAUUGCUUGUCGGGAGAAGAAUGAAAAGGAUCUGCAAAAGGUCAUAGAGGAGUCUAUUAGCAUGGAGAAGGCAUGCAUGAAGCCAAUUGAGCAGUUGAUGGAGAAUGGAGAGACUUCAAAGAAUUCUUGA
Messenger RNA from Botrytis porri, 381 nucleotides. RefSeq lists its product as uncharacterized. The record is from RefSeq and is a predicted model, not a curated record. Bases 1 to 381 code for a protein of 126 amino acids. NCBI's taxonomy places the organism in Eukaryota, Fungi, Ascomycota, Leotiomycetes, Helotiales, Sclerotiniaceae. The transcript is spliced from 2 exons.